Melampsora larici-populina 98AG31 is the source of this 423-nucleotide messenger RNA. RefSeq lists its product as uncharacterized. The record is from RefSeq and is a predicted model, not a curated record. The transcript has 5 exons. The coding region runs from base 1 to 423 and encodes 140 amino acids. Lineage: Eukaryota; Fungi; Basidiomycota; Pucciniomycetes; Pucciniales; Melampsoraceae.
AUGCUCCAUGUCUUCUUAAAGAUAGCUUUUUUACUACUUUCCCUGGGGAUUCACAGCUUAAAUGCCAGGAAGCACCACCACUACGAUGGCGAGUGUACCUCAGGGGUCACAAUACCCGAUGCCACCCAACCUAUAUGCCGAGUUCACGGAGAUACAGAAAUUCGGUUGAGAUGCGAUUAUUCAAAUUGCCAUUGGAAAGCAUCUGACGGACUUCACCAAUGGGUUCCGUUGAAAGAUUGUCGCCUAAUGGGUGGAUCAAACGAUGGUUUCAGUCAACAACAAUGUGCACAAUAUGAUGCCCUGGGUGGAGCAAAGGGUGGUUAUUCUUGUACCAACCCCCGUGGCAUAGGGUAUAUAUGCGAAUACUAUCCUGCUGGUUCUGUGCCAUUCAUGACAUGCACCCAUUGCACUGCAUGGCGGUAG